Messenger RNA from Acaromyces ingoldii, 929 nucleotides. RefSeq lists its product as hypothetical. Bases 120 to 788 code for a protein of 222 amino acids. The transcript has a single exon. The record is from RefSeq and is a predicted model, not a curated record. Lineage: Eukaryota; Fungi; Basidiomycota; Exobasidiomycetes; Exobasidiales; Cryptobasidiaceae.
UUGCUCACUCUGCUCAUUGAAACCUAGACUGAAGCCAUUGACAACGCUCACAUUUGUUGACGACCUUGCUCUGCACAGCUCAGAUUCAUCGUGUGAGCCCUUGCACACGGUGACGAUACAUGUGUUCUAAAGGUCACCGGUGUCGUCGCUCACCGCUCUCAGAAUUGAGACCGGUGUUACGUGGAAAAUCUUCAGUCCCAGGUCAUCCGGGAAACCCGCUGACUACGUUGAAUAGAGCGCUAGAACAACAGACCUGCGUUGCACGGCUCAUGGACAAUGACAGAGGAGAUGGUUCUGGUGGAGAGAGGGGGAGAGAACGGCGAGAUAACUAUGAGAGAGAGCAAGAAACCCACGGUGACUGGUUUCGUACAACGUACAGGUACGUGUACACUGGUACCGCGGUACAUUUGCACGGUACCGCGACCUAUCUAUGUGUUUUUUUUUUUUCAAAUUUUCUAAGAGGGAUCGUCGACGAGGACCGCACAAAGCUCAGCUUUAGGAUCAACUCGUCGACCGUAAGCGACCAGAUUGAGAUGAUGACUGAAGAAAAGGAACGGAGGAAAACGAAAGGAAGCGAAGAUUGGACUUUGGAAAGUAUGGAAGGGCGGACGAUCCUAGAUCGUCGUUUGUGGAAACGUGGUGCCAAUCAAUCCGAUGCGCCGAAUGCGCCGAAGCGUGAAGCCGGUCCAGUCGUACAUUUAGUUGACCCGGUGAAGACGCCGAGAGAUAUAGACCUGAGCAGCCGAACUGACACGAAGGCCAGAGCGAGACGAAGAAGAAGACCGUGACGAAGUUGUUGCCCAGCAGGAGGAAGAGAGGAGAAGAGAGGAGGAGAGAGGAAAUGAAGACCGCGUCAAGAGAGGGAGAGAAGAGAGACGAGGGAAAUCAAAUGGGUCGCCACUUUACAUCCGGCGAAUGUGAAGACCGGA